This is a messenger RNA of Adelges cooleyi (spruce gall adelgid), 875 nucleotides long. RefSeq lists its product as uncharacterized. The coding region runs from base 52 to 864 and encodes 270 amino acids. The transcript is spliced from 8 exons. The record is from RefSeq and is a predicted model, not a curated record. Lineage: Eukaryota; Metazoa; Arthropoda; Insecta; Hemiptera; Adelgidae.
UGCCGAUCAACAGACAAACGUAUAAUAUUACCUACCAAUAAUUUGUGCACCAUGCAGCCAAUACGAUGGCGUACGGCAAUCAACUGUUACUUAUACUUGGGCUGCGUUUUGCUGAUUUUUGCAGUUCGUCGAACGGUUUCUAUUAGGGUAGACUCCGAAAAUGUCGAACCACUCGAAGACAAGGAGUUCAACGACGAGGUCCCGGAGAAAGCAGAAGAAGACAUAGAAGCGGAAAAAAAACACUUCAUGGAUGCAUAUUCAUUGUUGAGCGGACCAAAACAACUCGAAUUCGGGCACGUGUUCGAAGACCCCAAAGUUUGGGAGCAGAGAUACGAGAAAAAAGAUUUUGACGACCACAGGUAUCAAGGAAAGGUCAAGUGGGGUGACAAAGACGGCGGUUACGGUGAACACUAUUGGGACUUUAACCACGGCGGUGCAGGAGAAUCAACACCAUAUUACGACGAUGGCGAAGAACCCGAAGGCAAUGGUCAUUUGGAACAACAUAGAUCGCCAUAUCCGGCCUAUCCACAGGGAGAAACCGAAGAUGGUGAUCACUUGGAACAAUAUAAUAUGUCUCCUUACCCUGAAUAUGCACAGGAAAGUCGCCAUAAGGCCGUCGUAUAUGAGCCGUUGGUGUUGACGCUGGUGAAGACCAACCAGAUGAUCAAGAAACCCAACAGAAACAUUCGCAGUAAUUAUUCCAAGAGGGUUCCUCCCGUCGCAGAUACCGCUAUGUUACCGGCCAGGGUGAAUGCUAACGAUAAAAAAUCAGCCCCAGUGCUGGUGUUCGACAUGAAAACCGGUGUGGUGUUAGACGAAGCCACGGGAAACAAGUACACGUUGAGACCGUUGAACGAUAAUUAAAAAUAAAAGUU